This is a messenger RNA of Odontomachus brunneus, 1120 nucleotides long. RefSeq lists its product as uncharacterized. Bases 29 to 358 code for a protein of 109 amino acids. The transcript is spliced from 4 exons. NCBI's taxonomy places the organism in Eukaryota, Metazoa, Arthropoda, Insecta, Hymenoptera, Formicidae. The record is from RefSeq and is a predicted model, not a curated record.
CGGGUCAUGUAAACAUGUGCGUGAGCACAUGCUCGAGUGUCACACCACAACACUAUCAACCGUCGAGGCGAACGCAUUGGGAGCGUCGAGUCGAACCGCCGUUCACGGACACGGUCGCUCGCUGUGUGCGUGGCCUACGUCACGUUGUAAGCGGACCAAAUCUUGCAUCUCUGGUUUCGACUCCGCGACAAUUAAGACGAUAAUUAGGAUACAUCAAGACGCGUACUCAUCACACGAGCAGAUGUUGCGGACUUUAACGCGGCGGAAACGAAAACAGAACGUGGCUGCUCUGAUCAGUGAUUCGGUGUUCAACCGAGAGAUUUUCGGUCCUCGAGUGAAGCAAGGCGCGCUUAUCUGAAUGAGGAUUAUACAUAUCUCGUGAGGGCCACAAUGGGUGCGGCCCUCGUUACAAACACCACCUAGCAACGGCGGUUGCACCAUGACGACGUAAGGGUUGCGCUUGCUCGGAUCCUCGCCGUUCGCUCACGCGUUACACACCGAUACCAUUCACUGUGUGCUCCGGCUCCUGUUUUCUCAAAUCGCCAGGCGACUUUACUUGUAAUCCAGCUUGAAGUUGUCAUCAUGCCACGUGCGUUGCAGCGAGUCGAGUAGAUCAUCAGCAAGUGAACGUCACACGGUGAGAUUCGAGGCGACGUCGGUCGUGGCAUCGCUGCUUCUCCUCGUCUCAAUAACAAUAACUCCGCUGCCGCCGAUUGCUUACCUCCCAUAAAACACGGCGGCGACUGGGGCCAUUCAUCAGCGUGCGAAAAGGUACUCGUCGGCCACUUUCCGAGCCCGUAAAUAGCCCACAGCUCCGUCUAUUUCGCGGUCUACUCACCCCGUCUCGCUUUUCCUUCUCGUUCGUCUUAACGCGUUGUUUUGCACCUGGCUGAGCUGUAUGGACUAAUCCGAGGGGGGUGAAGACACGUCGCAGGCGUCGCGGCGCCACUCGCCAAUAACACCUUCAGCACGUUCGCUGAACGACGUAGCGCUACCAUCCUUCCGCGUCUUUCUCGACAUAUAAAUUGUUCGUGCACCAACAGAAAUAACAAUUACACUAUGUUCUUAAGGUUUGCGCAUAUUUUGAAGCUGGUAAUAAAGUUUUUACAUUGUAUCAGAA